UAUAUAUGUUUCAACGUGAUCGCGUGCCGACAGACGUGGAAUAUCGCCACUGAGUCGCGGAUGUGAAUGGUCCACGACGAUCGGGAACGAAGAAACUCGCGUCUGUCCGCUGCCAGCAGAUGAAACCGGACUUGCAUUCAGUGAAUAACGAGUCUCCGCGUGGCUGUCCUCUCGGCUGCAACUGUACCAGGUCAUCGUCUGCGUUUUAACGUCUGCCUGGAACCAUUCGAACAAAGAAUCUUCAAUUUUGGGGAGAUGAAUCUAUGGCAACUGCUGGAGGAGGUCGAGAACAAGAAUCUUUUUAAUCGCUGGAGAGUUAACUAUUUCCUGUGGAAAAAGGUCUUGCUGGUUUACUUGGGGGAUUUCUGGCUUAUGACAUUAUUCUCAGGAAUGUGGGACCCGUAUUUGUGGGAAGAGCUCAGUGAUUCGGAUGAAGACAGUCUAUUGAAUUCUUUGUAAAUUUAAAGAAAGAAAAACCUUUUAGAAGAAUUUUGGUUUAAGGUAUGAUCGAAUCAUGAUAUUUUAUGAUAUAUAAAUCAUGUGUUAAUGCUUUAAUCGUUCAACGCGAGGACAUUCUCCUUAACAAAGGAUAAAAUUAACGGAGAACUUGUAUGUAGACCUAAAAUAAUUAAUUAGAUGAAAAAAUACAAACUAAGUUAAGAGAGCACGAGCGAAGUGACGUUUAAAAGGAUACUUACUACGACAUAUUUGAAAAUGAGUAUAGUAAACGAAAUGAACGAUUCGAAUGGGCACGUGGAGACACAUUUGGUGACCAAGCAUAAAUUAAACUGUACAUAACAUGAAAAAUAAGUCCAAGACAAUACCAAGGAACUAUUGUUUAAUCAAUAACUGGUCAAUAAUUAUCAAGGUUCGUGUCAGAUGCCGAAGAGGAAAAAAGAUGGGAGAAGAAAGGUGUCAUGUAUCAGAUAAUUAUGUCGCUGUGCGCGAACUCCUCGGUUUUGGGUCCUUCCAUGGCUUUUGGCUAUAGCGGAGUUGCAUUGACACCUUUGAUGUCACCUACCAGUGACGUGAAAAUCGACAAAGUGCAAGCCAAUUGGAUUGCGACAGCAACAGCACUGGGUAUUCCAUUUGGUUGCAUCGUUUCUGGUUACACUAUGAGACGCGGAAGAAAGUUGAGCUUGUUGAUAACGUCUAUCGUGUCCAUCGUUGGCUGGCUCGUCAUUUAUUUAGCUGGAACAUACGAACAAAUUCUUGUAGGCAGAAUCAUUUCCGGAAUUGCGACAGGUAUGGCCUCGGUACCAGCCACAGUUUAUAGCGCGGAGGUUUCUUCUCCAAAAUGGCGAUCAAUUAUGAUCACAUGGACCAGCGUAUCCAUCGCCAUCGGUGUUCUUAUCGUUUAUAUUUUCGGCUAUAUUUUCAAGGACGACUGGCGAAUGGUGGCUCUGAUGUGCGCCCUGUUUCCUCUGGUCUCGGUCGUGCUGACCUUGGCCGUCGUCCUAGAAACCCCGAUCUGGUUACGAGACAGAGGUCGUCUAGACGAGGCGUUACAGGUGUUGAAAAAAUUCCGCGGCAUCCCGAAAGACAUGCCUCCCCCGCCACAGCUCUACGAAGAAUUGAAACCACGUCCUCAGCGAAAGAAACAAAAUUUCAUGAAACAUAUGCUCAAGAGGAACGCCAUCGUACCUUUUGCAAUCCUGCUCGGUUAUUUCUUUUUCCAGCAAUUCUCCGGACUUUUUAUCAUCGUCUACUACGCAGUGGACAUUAUACAAAGCGCUGGAGUCACUAUAGAUCCCAAUUUGGGGGCAGUUCUGAUAGGAUUAACAAGAUUAGUAGGUACUUUACUAGUGUCGUGCAUGUCAGGAAAAUUAGGAAGGAGAAAACCUUCUAUCGUUUCUGGAUCUGCAAUGACAAUUUUCAUGGGAGUAUUGUCUGUGUACUUAUUAAUGAAGGAUAAAGGAUAUUCUAUAAACGAUGGUGGCCUGAUACCUGUGAUAUGUAUACUUAUGUACAUUUUUGGAAGCACUCUUGGCUUCUUGGUGAUCCCAUUCGCCAUGGUGGGCGAAGUGUAUCCACCGAAGGUUAAAGAAGCGUUAUCAGGACUGACUACGUGUAUCAAUUACAUUUUCAGCUCCAUCACGGUGAAAACUUACCCGGACAUGGAGGCUGCUAUGGGCAGACAUGGAGUUUUCAUAUUUUUCACGGUGCUGUCGUUUUUGGGAACGUUAUUUGUUACGUUUUUCUUACCUGAGACUAAGGGAAAGACUUUGAGGGAGAUCGAAGAUAUGUUUUCAAGUAAGAAGGAAGUGGUUGACUCGCCGGAGGAAGAGAAGAUGGUGAAUGGUAGAUAUAAUAUAUGUUUCUGGAGGAGUGCAUAGUUACCUGAAGGUUAUACGAAUUAUUUAAUAAAGAAAAGAAAUGAUGGACUUUUUGAAGGCGGAAAAAAAUGAUAUCGAGGAAUCCUAUCUAUAAAUCUGAAUAUCAAUGCAACGGUGAAAAUACUCUUAACUUUGUCAAAAUCGUAACAAUUUUUGUCAUGUUUGCGAAAAGUUUGAGUGUAAAUAUUGGGAAUGUUAGAAAAGGUUGAUCGAGAUUUUUAUUCGUUAAAAAUAUCAGCCCUUGCAAAUCUAGCUUCCUUAUUGAGUUGAUAACUGUUAAUUAAUCUAUCAAACCACGUUGCAACUGCCUGUCAUCCUGCCAUCUAUGUUUAUUUUUGGUUAAAGUAAUUUAAGAAUAUACUUAUUUUUGUACCUUUAAUAAAUGUUAAAUAUUAUAUGUAUUAUAUUAAAUAAUAAAUGUUAAAUAUUAUAUAA
This is a messenger RNA of Bombus pascuorum, 2771 nucleotides long. RefSeq names its product facilitated trehalose transporter Tret1-2 homolog. The record is from RefSeq and is a predicted model, not a curated record. Gene Ontology annotation, biological process: transmembrane transport. The transcript has 8 exons. Gene Ontology annotation, cellular component: membrane. NCBI's taxonomy places the organism in Eukaryota, Metazoa, Arthropoda, Insecta, Hymenoptera, Apidae. Bases 918 to 2336 code for a protein of 472 amino acids. Gene Ontology annotation, molecular function: transmembrane transporter activity.